AUGGGAUCUGCCAGCUCCAAGGCUGCUAGGAGGCUGCCCACGACCACGCCUACCGCUAUCAGAAGCGUCAUGCCCGACCUGCCUUCACCUGCCGCAGAGCCUUUACCAUCGCCUAGUCAACCAUCGGAAACGACGGCUCGUACACGAGAUGACAAUGUGGACAUGGCAGGUCCAUCGCGCUUAGGGCCUCAAGUCCAUUCCAACGAGCCUUUCACAGGUGAAAAGGAUGACGCCAUCCGUCGAGAUGCACUCGAUCCUCAUUUCGCCUCCAACCUAUCCCUCCUCGGACCAGUCUACAUCAAGAACUCCUCUGAAGCCGUGCAUAGUCCCGCCCUCGCGCAGCGAACUCUUGCCGCUAGACGAUCUCAGUUCCAUCAUCUCGAGGGAUCGCCAGGUCCCGCGACAUUGCAUGCUUCCCAGCUCUCCGAUCUCCUCGGAGCUCUGCAAGCGGGACACGAUAAAUCUGAUUUAUGUAAACACUAUGGCAUCGAUCAGGCAGCAUUGGACCGCCUGUCAAGGUGGACAAGUGUUCCUCUCAGAGUUCAAUCAGAGUACGUCCAGAUCUUGCGCAGGAGCUGA
Molecule: messenger RNA, 579 nt
Organism: Kockovaella imperatae
Lineage: Eukaryota; Fungi; Basidiomycota; Tremellomycetes; Tremellales; Cuniculitremaceae
Exons: 2
Coding region: 1-579 (192 amino acids)
Source: RefSeq, a predicted model, not a curated record